AAUGUUUGCGAAUAUUUUAGUUGGAACAAGGUCACACGUGCCAGUUGAGCUGUUUUACUUACUGCUAUUGGACGUGUUGAGUUUUAACUGUUUUUUACUAGUUAUUUACGAAUAGUAAAAUCGAUAUUUGAAGUGUUAACGAUGGAAUCAAAGCAGCCUUCCUGUUCAUCCUCCGUGUGCUGCGGGGCGCCGGUGGAAAAAGGAUGUUUCGUUUUCGCCAUCAUAAAUGCCGUUAUAUGCCUCGCAGCGUCCCUCGGUAGCCUGGCGUACCUGAUUUUAGCCCUAUAUACCUGGUUCGACGGAGAAUCCCGAAGCUCUAGCGACAUGGUGCUGGUGUAUCUGUUCACGGGCAUCGCUGUGGGCUGCUGUGUGGGCAGCGCCAUAGCGCUCACGUUCGCUAUCGUGCUGGUUGUGGGAAUUCGCAGAGGCAACAAGGGCUACGUGAUGGCCUACCUGAGAUACGGCGUUGCCGUGGUGGUGCUGAGCGUGCUCGGGUGCCUCGGGUUCAUCGGGCUGGAGUGGGGCGAGACCCAGCUCAUGAUGUACACUUUGAUCCCGCUCGGGGUUUGCGUUGUAUACUCCUUGAUGCUUAUCCCCGUGUACCAGACCUACGUGGUUUUUUCAAAAAGCGCGCCCGCCACACACGCGAGACUGAUCAACAGCUAUGAUAUUUGAAGACCUCUCAUCUGAAGUUUGACCUGAAGGCCGCAAAUACGCUUCACCUGUAUCUGAGGACCUACCGUGAACACCGAAGUCGGCAAAUAGAGGUCAAACUGCACUUUUAAAAUUAUUGCAAAAAAUAUAAAAAUUUCUUCUAAAAAUGCCCAAUUUUAGAACGAAAUCGUCGAUUACUUUUUUGUAAAAAAAUAUUAAUAAAUAACAAUGUAAUGACAGUAUAACACACACACUUGGUAACGGUCCGUAAUAAGUGAGCUACGAGCGGUCGGGUUGAGCUGGAGCGACACCAGAAGGGUCACUGAAGAUAGGAAGGCGUGGCGCGACCAUGUGAAGGCCCUUUACACCUCUGGGCACCCCAGUACAGCAACAACAACAAUGCAAUGGCAUCGAUAGAUGGAAAUCCAUGGCUUCUGCCUACCCCUCCGGGAAAGAGGCGUGAUUAUAUGUAUAUACAUUGAUAGAUAGCGAUCCCGGGCACGCACGGCUGUCCGCUCAGUGCUUAGCGAGCUUUGAACUGAACUCACGGUGCCUUAACUCUGACUGUACUCCCCCUGGUCGCCUCCGAUCUAGCGUCCACUCAACUGGGCUAACGCUGGCAGCGUCCAACGCAUAUUUUUGUGUUUUUUGUUGUUGUUUGUUUUGUAUUUUUUGUGUAUGUUUUUUGUAUUGCACAUUUGUCAAAAAUGCUAAGAAAUUCCACCACUACCACCGACAUAGUAUAUAAAAAAAAUCUGACUUUUAGGUAGUUUUUCGUGACCGACGCUAAAUGUUCAUUUUAUUUUAUAAGUUUUUGAAAUAAAAUGAACAUCGCGGUUGGUUUCUACUGGAAAUUAUUAAAUUAAAUAAGCGAAUGUAAUGUACAGCGCAAAACAGGUCGGCGGUCCAGAUUCGGACCGCGGUCCGCCAUUUGGUGACCCCUGAUCUAGUUGAUGAUCUGUACCAAUGAUGAAUCGCGGCUGGAACGCGACUGUAGCGAUUUAGUAGCAAUGGAAAACAGCAUUUUUGCAAAUUUGAAAUAUUGGCAUUAAGCUUCAGAAGCUACUCAGAAUGGGGGAGGAUCGCGUAGUCAAGGAAGCGUACUUGGGGCGACCAACCGGCCGUCGACCGAUCGGGCGCCCCAGGUACCGCUGGUGUGAUAUCGUGGAGGCGGACCUGCGUCGGCUGAAUGCCAAUUCAUGGCAGGAAACCGCGCUGGAUCGGGACAGGUGGCGUUCUCUCGUUUCGGAGGCCAAGAUUCUUUUUGGAUCGCUGAGCCAAAGCAGUUAGUUAGUUGGCAUUAAGCUUCAAAUUAGAUCCGGAAAUACUACGUAUCCGGUGCGAUGACUGAAGAUGAUAUGUAAAGGAAUUUCAUACAUUUGAGAAAAGCACUAUACAAAUCUCGGCGAGAAUCGGGGUUGCCACCUGCGUAUUCCAAUCCGAUCUCUCUACGCUAGGCCGUGCAACCCUUUCGUUUCCCGGCCUCUAUCCUUGUAAGCCCCAAGGUUCUACCUGUAGGACUUAGUCAGUUCGAUGAAAUUUAAAUCAUAUUCAAUUGGAACAGAGUUUCAUUUGUUUUAUUUCGUUAAAUUUUAAACAAAAUAAAAUCAACCGUAUUCCUUGCACUAUAGGUUCAAAUUUCAGUGGCAAUUUUGGAGCGGAUUUGUCAUUUCGAUGACUGGCUUAGGAGGCUUUAAUAAUGUACUAUUACGCGAGGGUAUAAUUAUGAACAUCGUCGUGACUGUAUUGUUCUGUCCCACCAGGCGUAAUAAUUGUAACUGCCAUAAUUUUGAAUUUGGAGUGUAAGCUACCGAAGCCUUCUCUCUGCCGUGAGACUCUCACGGCAGAGAGAAGGCUUUGGUAGCUCAGUUGGAUGGAGUAACUGUAAUUUCGAAGUACCAAAAUCCGGACUAAUAAUGAAGACAACUUUUUUAAACGCACGCUGCAUAUGUGCUUAUAAUACUUAUGUUAGGAAGUUUUCUAAUCUUAAUUAUAGUUUUAAGUUAUACCUCUAUGUACAAACUAAUAAUUUAGAAAAUGUAUUUUAUAUUUGAUAAAGAAAUAUACUUUUUUACUAUACAAAGAA
Cydia pomonella (codling moth) is the source of this 2740-nucleotide messenger RNA. RefSeq lists its product as uncharacterized. The coding region runs from base 142 to 675 and encodes 177 amino acids. Lineage: Eukaryota; Metazoa; Arthropoda; Insecta; Lepidoptera; Tortricidae. The transcript has 5 exons. The record is from RefSeq and is a predicted model, not a curated record.